GGCUCUCUUCUCUUGCAGAUCCUGAAUUCCCCGGUGGCCGAAAACCCUAUCAUUCCUCCGAGAUGCUCUGCUUGAAUUCCAAGGAGGUCCGUCAGCUGCUACACAACAAGUUUGUGGUCAUCUUAGGGGACUCGAUCCAGCGGUCGGUCUACAAGGACCUCAUUCAGUUGCUCCAGAGUGACUCCUUACUCACUUCGUCCCAAAUGAAGUCGAAGGGGGAAUUCAGUUUUGAAAACGACCACUUGAUUGAAGGUGGCGUGCUGGACGGCCUACACAACGGAAUCCGUUAUCGGGAAGUGCGCCAAUAUCGCACCCGUUACCACCUUGUCCGCUUCUACUUCCUGACUCGGAUCUACUCGGAAUAUUUCGAAAGCAUCCUGGGUGAUUUCCGGGCCGGCCCGCAGCCAGAUGUUUUGAUCCUCAAUUCUUGCGUUUGGGAUGUUUCCAGAUAUGGCUCGUCUUCCAUGAUGGAAUACCGCAAGAACUUGGAGGUAGCCUUCAACAAGUUGGAUGCCGAACUCUCACCUUCCUGCUUGGUCAUCUGGAACAUGACUAUGCCUUUAGGCCCCAGGAUCAAAGGUGGCUUCCUCAUACCAGAGCUGCAGCACCUGAGCCAGACUCUCCGCCGGGACAUCAUCGAGGGCAACUUCUACGGGGCCACGCUGGCUGCCCUCCAUCUCUUUGACGUGGUGGACCUCCACUUCCACUUCCGCUUCGACGUGGGGAACCGCGGCAAGGACGGCAUCCACUGGAACAACGUGGUGCAUCGCCGGAUCACCAAACUUCUCCUGACCCAUCUGGCCAACGCCUGGGGGGUGGUGAUCCCAGAGAAGAAUCCUAGCGGGGAACAAAGAAAGGCCAUCGGGCUCCUAGCUGCCCCCAAGAACAUUAUAGGACAUGCCAAAAGUUGCAGAAGGGACUAUGAAGACACCGAUGGCUUCCUGGAACGUCCCACACCAACAACCGGAUGGCUCUCCAAAGAACGCAAGUAUCUGGGGCUGGAGAGUCCCGGGAGGAGGCCGUGCGGUGGGGUUGUAGCAGGCUGGAGGUCACCAUCCAGCUACUGGGGCACUUCUGGCUUGGCUUCUAAGCAUGGGGAGGCCGGCGCCCAGCAGACAUGUGGGCAGGACGUGGUCAAAAAAGUCAAGAUGGCAGCCACAGUGGAGCAAUUGGAGCUCCUUCCAUUUCUGAUGGACGUCACGCUCAACGUGAGAGAUGGGCUCUUGCUGGCAUCGCUGUGGCCGCCAUCUUGA
Molecule: messenger RNA, 1253 nt
Organism: Pantherophis guttatus
Lineage: Eukaryota; Metazoa; Chordata; Lepidosauria; Squamata; Colubridae
Gene: PCED1A
Product: PC-esterase domain containing 1A
Source: RefSeq, a predicted model, not a curated record